Messenger RNA from Callorhinus ursinus (northern fur seal), 5030 nucleotides. RefSeq names its product pyruvate dehydrogenase phosphatase catalytic subunit 2 (gene PDP2). Gene Ontology annotation, molecular function: [pyruvate dehydrogenase (acetyl-transferring)]-phosphatase activity; cation binding. Lineage: Eukaryota; Metazoa; Chordata; Mammalia; Carnivora; Otariidae. The record is from RefSeq and is a predicted model, not a curated record. Gene Ontology annotation, cellular component: mitochondrion. Gene Ontology annotation, biological process: protein dephosphorylation.
CAAGGGGCCGCUUCAAGGAGGUGAGGCGGGAGGAGUGGCAGCCGCGGCACUGUGAGCAGGCGCCAAACUGACGGGACGGACGGCGCGGCGGUGGCGCAAGCUGGUCUAAAGAAAGCCCCUUUUGCUGAAGGAACACAUUUGCUGGUAUAGUUUCAUAAUGUCAAGUACUUUGCCCUUCUGGAUCUUAAAAAAUUCUGCAAGGAACAGCAUUGCCACGUUACAGGGAGGCAGACGUUUAUAUUCAAGGUGUGCCUCAAAUAGAAAUAAAGCAAGAUGGAGACUCUUUUCCCAGGUACCAGGCACCGGAAAAGUCAGUGUCCCGUGCAGUGACGUUGCUCUGCAGAAAGCCUACAGACACACAUCAACAGAGGAAGAUGAUUUUCAGUUGCAGCUCAGCCCUCAGCAGGUAAAUGAAGUGCUGCGAGCCGGCGAGUCGGCCCACAAGACUCUUGACCUCGUCAGUGGAGUCCCAAAUUCAGUGUUACGGUUUGAGAGCAACCAGCUGGCUGCCAAUUCCCCAGUGGAAGACCGGCGAGGUAUCGCCUCCUGCCUACAGACCAACGGGCUGAUGUUUGGCAUCUUUGACGGACACGGUGGCCAUGCAUGUGCUCAAGCAGUGAGCGAGAGGCUCUUCUACUACGUGGCCGUGUCACUGAUGUCCCAGCAGACCCUGGAGCAGAUGGAGGGAGCCAUGGAAAGCAUGAAGCCUCUGCUGCCUAUCCUGCAUUGGCUCAAGCACCCAGGGGACAGUAUCUACAAGGAUGUCACGUCAGUGCACCUUGAUCACCUCCGCGUCUACUGGCAGGAGCUGCUUGACCUGCACAUGGAAAUGGGACUCAACAUUAAGGAAGCAUUAAUGCACUCCUUCCAGAGACUGGAUUCUGACAUCUCGCUGGAAGUCCAGGCCCCCCUGGAAGAUGAGAUGACAAGGAACCUUUCACUCCAGGUUGCCUUCUCCGGGGCAACAGCUUGCAUGGCCCAUGUGGAUGGAGUUCACUUGCAUGUGGCAAACGCUGGUGACUGUCGAGCCAUCCUUGGGGUCCAGGAAGACAAUGGCAUGUGGUCUUGUCUGCCUCUCACCUGCGACCACAAUGCCUGGAACCCGGCUGAGCUGGCACGGCUGAAGAGGGAGCACCCUGAAUCAGAGGAUAGGACGGUCAUCGUGGACCACAGGCUGCUGGGCGUCCUCAUGCCCUGCAGGGCCUUUGGGGACGUGCAGCUGAAGUGGAGUAAAGACCUGCAGCACAGCGUCCUGGAGAGGGGCUUUGACACCGAGGCCCUCAACAUUUACCAGUUCACCCCCCCACACUACUAUACUCCACCCUACCUGACUGCCGAGCCUGAGGUCACCUACCACCGGCUGAGGCCCCAGGAUAAGUUCCUCGUGCUGGCCUCGGACGGCCUGUGGGACGUGCUGGGCAACGAGGAAGUGGUGAGGCUGGUGGUGGAGCACCUGGCCGAAGUGGGUCGGCACAAGCCAGACCUGGCCCAGAGACCUUCCAAGCUGGGGCUCAUGCAGAGCCUGCUGCUGCAGCGCAAAGACCAGGGGCGCCACGCAGCCGACCAAAACGCAGCCACGCGUCUCAUCAGACACGCCAUAGGGACCAAUGAGUAUGGAGAGAUGGAGCCGGAGCGGCUAACGGCGAUGCUGACGUUGCCAGAGGACUUGGCGAGGAUGUACAGGGAUGACAUCACUGUCACGGUGGCGUAUUUUAACGCAGACUCGAUAGAUGCAUAUUACAAGGGGGGCUGAGAGGCUCGCGUAUGGCCAAGGUCAACUUAAAUGCUUUGCUAAGACAUGUUCCCGUGGUCUUAAGCUGCCUCUUCAGACAGUAAGGCCAGCGGAUGUAGCUUGCUUAAUCACAGACUGACAUGAGGAAAAAAACAGCGUUGGUUUAAAAGCAGUGGCAUGAUUUCAUGUCCCCAUGUGUUUGGUCACCUUUUCUACGUAGAGCGGGCAGAGCAUUGAGAGCACAUAGGCUUGGGCCCAGAGCCAAAGUCCUUUUAUAAAGACACUGUUGUUAGACUGUCAGCCUGAGCCUUCAAAGGGUAAAUUUAAUUAUCGUUCUUAGAAUAUGAAGAACUUCAGGAUUUUCUGAGGUUGUGCCGCAAAAUCGGCAGACUUGGCGGUUUUUCCUGAUUCACAAUCAUGGACGUCUAGACUAUGAAGGGAGGUUUUAUUUUUUAUUUUUAAAUUACUAAGACCUGGGUUUACAAAACAUAUUCUAGGACACUUUUCUAUGCAAUAUUUUAACUUUUUUGUGUGAUUAUACUUGUGAAAGCACUUUGUGAUGCUGCGUCCUCGUUGUGUUUUAGUUUGCUCUAAAACUGAGCCCUCAAACUUGCAAACAGACCUGCUGUAAGCAUGCUUGGAAUGACUCAUCUUGAUUUUCAGCUGAGGGGGUGGGGGGGGGUGGCUAGGCCUCUGGACCAGCUGAACUCACUUGUGCGGCUUGUGAUCCCUUCUGCUGUGUCCCGCCCCUUAAACCUUGAGCCAUACGCGGAGGUAACUUCUGUCUCAGCUUUAAUUCCUGGCUUUCCCUGCAUUAAUAAAACACCCUGCAGAGCUUAGCCUCUGUGUGGGUUAUUUAGAGCCCUUAGCCUUUCUGAUUAUACCUCUCAAACGUUCUUCUGUGAAUUCCACCUAAUCCUCCUACCCGUGCUUUGCUGCUGCUGACUGCGCAGUGCUGUCCGGGAGGAAGACUCCCUCUUCAGAGAGUUGCAGGGAAGGAGAAAGUGCGAUUACGGAGGAUGAUUGUUGUGACAGGAGACAGGACUGGCUGAUGCCGUGGCUUGUGGACUUAAGUAAGACUCCGCCUGAACCUGGACAGGUGAAAACACGAAGGACUGAGAAGUCGCUGACCAGGGCUGCCUGCAUCCAGAGAGGCAGCGGGGAAGAGGGAGGAGUGAGAUUUGUCAGACGGGACACUUGCCGCGAGACUGUGGGCUGAGCCGCCGUGGCUACUCCGCAGGGACCAGACCGUAUUUAGUAGAGGAGUCGGGGCAAAAAUAAAAAUGUGACCCGUAAUGGCUUCUGUGGGCAGCACAGUCUUUGUGUUGAUUUCAAAUUAAACCACGUGUCUCCUUUCUUGGGGAACAGAUUUCAUGUUCUCGUGAAUUGCGGUGGCAUUUAAACAACAGGAAAUGUGUCCCUAAACAGAAACACAAAUAUAAUCCCACAAAGCUGACAGUUCUGUCUUCCUGCACUACGUCGAGUGAUCCUCUCCUCAUCUCCACCUUGUGCCAUCCACUGAAAUAAACGAGAGUUUGACUUUUCAUGUCCCCGUGACAUUCAUUCACGUGUUGGGGGACUUCUAGCUGGGGGACAUUCCCCUGUCCGUUUUCCAGUGUAACUGUUCAGUGAUAGGGGCUUCGUCUCUAGUGCUUCAGCCUCGGUCCUUUUAUUCUGAAACCAUUAGUGUUCCUUUUGAUCUCCUAGGUUGAGAAAUGAAACGUGCAUCACCACUGUUGGGCUUGCAUGAAGGUUUGUUGCUAGAGCUGAAGACUGCCGGUCUGACAUCCUUUGUUCUUGAUGCCAGCUAAACCCUGGUGCACCUCGGAGCAUUACAGACUGUCUGAAUCCUGUUUGAGAGCCUCGCUCUCGUGGGUCAUAAAAUGCAUCUGAUUCAGUAACUCGGGGGACAGCUGAGAGGAUACAGACUUCCCGCCUGCUUCUCCAAGCAUAUCUGUGUUCUCUCCCUGCCUCAUAUAUUGCCUGCUUUCUAACUGCUAUAUCGAGAUGAAAGAAAGCCCGGUUUAUUGUCUGCCUUUUUCCACUGUGAGCUCUCUCAGCUCUUUCCCUGAAUGCUCCAAGGAGAGUGUCCUGGUUAAGCCCCAGCAUGUCUGUCUCCCAGACCACCCUUCUGGUGUCAUUGGCCUUUCUGAGACACACGGGCUAUUGCUUGAGGGCACUGGGAUUUGAGAGGGGGUUGGUGGCACUUGUCGGUCUUCCAAAGCAUUGAUCAUUUCUUUAUGUAAAGCUUUCAAUUUUGAGACAUCUAAAACUAACUAAAAAAUAACAUUGACCAUUUAAUAUUUUGGAUAUAACUUGAAUAAAGUAUGCCUUGUUUCUUUAAAUUGCGUAUUAGUGUAGGUAAGAAACUGGUAAUAUUGGCAUAAUUUAGAUAUUGAUUUAUGUAUAAAGAAUACAGCUCUGCUGAUUCUGGGGAUUGGUCAAAAUAAGGAAGAUGGUGUAGUUCUAAAUUCAAAUCAGUAUGCCAGGUCGAGUUACUUAGAUUCAGUUUUCUGAAGGAUUGUUUGUAACAUUAAGGCUAAUUUGUUAUUUUUUAAAAAAGCUGAUUUGUUAUAGUGAAAAUGUGAAUUUUGAGGUAUGUUAAUAUAUAAUCAUGGUUUUCCCAGAAGUGUGAUUGGCCUAAAAGAUCGUUCGUAUCGGACACACUGGGUAAAAGUUAGGUUAGACGCAGUUGAGCUGUGGCACCUUUUGUAUAUAAGUGAAAUACAAACAGUUUGAACUUGAGUCAGCGAAAGAAGAGAAUAAUGAAUUGUUGGGAACAAGAAAAUGUGUUCAGAAGGAGUCUGGCUUGACUCUUAGGUCCAUCAGUUCCUGGUAACCUAUCUUCAUUUGACAGCUCUUGGGAGGCCUCUACUUCCCAGAUUAAACCAGAGGAUCCUGGAACUGAGCCAUCCUAGUUUCAUCUUAAAGUGGUGCAUUUGUCUCUGAACAUGACUCCUUCCCCUGGCAGAAAAAUCCCCAGUGUAGCUUUGGAGCUGGGGUAUAAAAGCUGGCAGUACUGUCCUCAUACGAACUGCCUCGCAUAUCACUGAGAGGGAACACGGGUGGCCGAGCAGGCUGAGGCUCUGUCCCUUAUGCCUGGGGCACCUGAUGUGUAACUUGCUUCCUGGAAAAUAAUUCUUAUCAAGCAUUGACUUAGAAAAAUGAUUAACCCUGUUCUUUAAUAUUUACUGACAUUUGUAUUUUAAGCUGUAUAGCAAUGUUCUUAUUUGACAUUGAUUUUCUAACUCUUAGAGAUAUUUAAAUGAAACUUGUAAAUAAAGGAGGCAAAAUGAAA